Molecule: messenger RNA, 4403 nt
Organism: Coregonus sp. 'balchen'
Lineage: Eukaryota; Metazoa; Chordata; Actinopteri; Salmoniformes; Salmonidae
Source: the annotation of a GenBank genome assembly
AUGUCUAUGAUAUGGGGCUGUGUUACGGACUUCUUCACCUACGAGACAACCAAGUCUGUGGUGGUGAAGAGCUGGUCUGUUGGAAUCAUCAACCGCGUUGUACAACUGCUCAUCAUCAUCUACUUCGUUUGGUCUGUACAAUCUGUUUUUGUGAAAAUGUUGACCUCUCUCUUUAUCAUCUUUCUUUCCCCCCUUAUUAUUUUCUUGCUUCUGAUCAUUCUAGAACUAUUGUUACUAAUCCUUCCUUCAUUAACCGUCCCUCUCCUGUCAUUUUCCACAACCUUCCCCUCCAUCUAUCUCUCUUUCUGUUUUUGUCAUUUAGUUGGGUAUUUUUACACGAAAAGGCAUACCAGGUGAAAGACUCUGGCAUCGAGUCUUCUGUCAUGACCAAAGUGAAGGGUUUCGGAUACCAUAACAACCGUGUGAUGGACGUGGCGGACUAUGUCGCCCCUACGCAGGUCUGUGACACCCAGACGCCUAACCUUGACUCCUUACCCUUGACCCUAAUCUAAAACAACGCUGAAGUUACACUGCAGUGCUAACAUAGUUACUGUACACAACUUGUAUAUUAUAACUGUACACUGUGUAAUAUACACUGAGUAUACCAAACAUUAGGAACACCUUCCUAACAUUUAGUUGUAACCGCCCCCCCCCCCCCCCCCUUUCCCCUCAGAACAGCCUCAAUUCGUCGGGGCAUGGAGUCUACAAGGUGUCGAAAGCGUUCCACAGGGAUGCUGGCCCAUGUUGACUCCAAUGCUUCCCACAGUUGUGUCAGGUUGACUGGAUGUCCUUUGGGUGGCGAACCAGUCUUGAUGCACAUGGGAAACUAUUGAGCGUGAAAAACCUAGCAGCGUUGCAGUUCUUGACACACUCAAACCAGUGUGCCUGGCACCUACUACCAUACCCCGUUCAAAGGCACUCACAUUUUUAGUUUUUCCCAUUCACCCUCUGAAUGGCACACAUAGACAAUCCAUGUCUCAAUUGUCUCAAGGCUUAAAAAUCCUUCUUUAACCUGUCUCCUCCCCUUCAUCUACACUGAUUUAAGUGGAUUUAACAAGUGACAUCAAUAAGGGAUCAUAGCUUUCACCUGGAUUCACCUGGUCAGUCUAUGUCAUGGAAAGAGCAGGUGUUCUUAAUGUUUUGUAUACUCAGUGUACAAAAUGUUGAUUACACGUUCAUGAAAUUAUUGCAGUAUGUACACACACAAAAACUCGCUCAGUCAGCAGAGGUGUGGUACACGAACAGUCUAUAGAUACUUGAUAUCAUGUAAUUGAGCAUUUCACUGUGGUGAUGUUAAACACUUAAAGGGAAGUGCUUUGUGUGAAGUGAUGAUGGGAAACUAAAUGAAGUCCUUUGGUUGGGUGGAAUAAGUGCCUGAGUGGCUCAUUAGAGUACAUUAGUUAGCAUUAGCCCAAGAAACGGGUUAAAUAGUAUGGCAAAAAACAGGUUGCUAAUGAUAACAAGAACAAAAAAAGACUAAGACGUUGGUUGAGGCUUUUAGAUGAUUUUAGCAGUAGGUCUGAUAGGUUGACUUGAUGAUGUUUAGGCUAAAGUGUUGGUUUGUAUUUGUUCUGACAGGGUGCCGCAGUGUUCUGCAUCAUCACCAAGCUCAUUGUCACAGAGAAACAGUUCGAAGGCUUCUGCCCUGAGGUGAGUCCGUUUCAGUCCAGUACACAUGUACCAUGUACCUACCUAUUCCAGCACUCUAUACCAUGUUUUUAACAAUAAAAUGUACUCUACUCUGCGAAGGCCCGGCCCUUACCACUAACAAAAGCUGAGGCACUUAAUAUUGGGUGGUGACAGAGCUUCUGGUCGAAGGGCAAUGCUACUAAUGUCUGUGUAUCUGUUCUUUGUGUGGUCAGAGUGAAAUGAAGUACAAUUGUGACACGGAUGAAGACUGUGACAAGCAUUUAGGGAGCUUCCUUGGAACGGUGAGGUCCCAACUCUUUUCCUCUUCUUCCAAAUAAGGACAGCUCGCGCUCAGCGCGCUCGGAGCGAGCGGCGCGCGCGUGACGCAGCUCGCACUAUUCACGAACACUCACCAUCAACAGCACGUACCACGACAAAGAACGUAAAUCAAAAACGCAAGCACAAACAAACGAAAGAGAGCUAAGAAAGAGAGCGGGAGGCGGAGAAGAGAGAGCGAGAGCGAGAGAGCGAGCGAAGCGAGAAGAGAAAGGAGAGAGCGAGAGAGAUCGAGAGAACAUAUAGAUAGGAGAGAGAAGAGACAGCGUAGACUGCGAAGGAGAGCGCUGACUUGUAUACAGUAGAGAUAGAGAUAGAGAAUAUAUCGCGCUCUAUCUCUUCGCUUCUCUGCUCUAUUUAUCCCUAUCUUCUGUCUAUAUCUAUCUCUCUCUCUCCUACUUCUCUCUCUUCUCUCUCUCUCUCUCUCUCUCUUCUCUCUCUCUCUCUCUCCUACACAGGAAUAAUAACUGGUGCCUGUGUGAACUCCUCUAAAGGAGGCCGCUGUGAGAUGGAGGGUUGGUGCCCUGCUGAGAAUGACAAAGUCAAAAUGUAAGACCUCUCUUUCAUUUUCUCUAUCUCUCUUUCUCUCUCUCUCAUAAAAAAGCUGCUUUAUAUAGACAAUUAGAUCAUGAACAUGUGACAUAUCAUGUUUACAACUUGUGCAUCCCACCUAACUCUUUCUUCUCUCUCUCCUUUCUCUCCCCUACCCUUUAUCAGGCAACCAAUGAUGGAGGUGGAAAACUUCACCAUCUUCAUCAAGAACAGUAUCCGCUUCCCUAUGUUCAACGUCACCAGGUGAGUCGCACACACUUCCCAUUUCUGGGGCUGUAUUGGGGAAGACCUUUAUGAUGUUGUGCUUGAGAAGAAGGGGUUUGGCUCUAUAACUCUAAUUUCUACCUUCCCUCUCUCUCCCACAGAGGGAACUUCCCAUCGUCCCUGAAUACAACUUAUAUCAAGAACUGUACAUAUGACCCGGAGCACAACCGCCACUGUCCAUUCUUCAAGGUGGGAGAUGUGCUGCGCUACACUGGACAGGAAUUCUCCACCAUCGCUCAGACAGUGAGACCCACUCCUCCCCUCUUCCCCCUCGCCAUCAUCCUCUCCUCUACCUCCAUCUCUCUCCCCCGAGGGUCUCCCAUCUUUCUUUUCUCUCCUCUCCCUCUCUCUCUAUUUUUCUGCUUUCUCAACCUCUCUCUUGCCCACUUCUCCCUCUCCAUUUUAGAUAUCUCCAGUCCCACAUGCUUGUCCCUACAUUUCCUCUUCCCUUCCUCACCUAUCCGCCCUUCUCUUCUCUUCUCUUCCCUCCCUCUUUCUCCCUCUAUCAGGGUGGAGAGAUUGGGAUCAAUAUUGAAUGGAAGUGUAAUCUGGAUGAGUCAGAAGAAAGAUGUGAACCACAUUACUCCUUUACGCGACUUGAUGCUGUGUUUCAAAAGAACGGCAUCUCUGAGGGAUACAACUUCAGGUACUGUAACCCCUUUCAGUUUAGUACCGUUCAAGAGACUCCCCCUCUUUCUUCCUCCUUCUCCCCAUCCUCUUUUGGGUACAUUUCCUCCACCCUUUUCUCCUCUCUGUUCUUCUUACCCCCCUCAUCCUCUCGUUUUAUUUAUAUGUUCAUUGACACUGUCUCCCCCUCUCUCACCAUCCACAGAUUUGCCAAAUAUUACAAAAUGGAGAAUGGGACGGACUUCCGCACUCUCCACAAGGCCUUCGCUAUCCGCUUUGACAUCCUGGUCACUGGCCUUGUGAGUGUGGAUUAGGGCGUGUGUACAUGUACCUGUUAUCUGUGUAUUAUAUGGGAUUCAUCUGUCUUUGUCCUUUCAGGCGAGGAAGUUCAACACAGUUCCUACUCUGAUCAACCUAGUGGCAGCCUUUACGUCUGUGGGACUGGUAAGGCUACUGUACUCAGACUGUAUGCUUUAAAAGGAGGCCAUGCAAUACGUUUUGAAUGUUACCACCAUUAACCCUAGAAUCGAGGCAAAUAUUUCAGGAUUUGUUCGGUCAUCUUGUGUAACUGUCUUUGUUCUGAUUUGCUGCAGGGUACAGUCCUCUGUGAUAUCAUCCUUCUGAACUUCCUGAAGGGGGCGGAUCAAUACAAGGCCAAGAAAUUUGAAAAGGUACUUUUUUAAUUGCUCAGAUAUAAGCAUAUUUUUUUGUGUUAUACGUCAUUUGUGUGUGGGAGAGAGAGAUGAAGAGCAUCUCGAGUCUGUCUUAUUUUCUUUCUCUCUCCCUCGGUUCCUCUCCCUCGGUUCCUCUCCCUCGGUUCCUCUCCCUAGGUUUCUGAGUCACAGAUACAGAUAUUACUCUCCCGAGAAGGUUGCAGCCAGCUAUCAAUCAAACCAGAGGAGAAGAUUUCAGACGACUCGGGAGCUGUCUCCCUCUACCUGGACCAGCAGCUUUGAGUGACAGUCCACUUCAACUAAUCGGCAGAGAGGAUUCCC